Molecule: messenger RNA, 3657 nt
Organism: Numida meleagris (helmeted guineafowl)
Lineage: Eukaryota; Metazoa; Chordata; Aves; Galliformes; Numididae
Gene: F9
Product: coagulation factor IX
Exons: 8
Coding region: 1840-3267 (475 amino acids)
Biological process (GO): zymogen activation; blood coagulation
Cellular component (GO): extracellular region
Molecular function (GO): serine-type endopeptidase activity; calcium ion binding
Source: RefSeq, a predicted model, not a curated record
UUUAUUCUAAUGAUGUGAGCAUUUUCUGUGGAGAUUAAUUAGCCAUAAUGUUGCAAAUAGUAUUACACGUGAAAUAUGCACAAUAAACCAAAAAUUAUUUGACCGACCUAUGUUCUGAAGUAAAAUAUUUACAGUAAUGAGAUUUCAAUUAUCCUUUGUUAUGGCAGGCCAUUCUCUACACUCUUCUUUAUUGAUAGGAGACGCAUUGUUUCAGCAUUUUAGCUCAAUUUAUUUUCUCCCAUUUGCAUUUUCUUAUGCACAGAAAAUGAGAGAUGAUUGUUACCUUCUUCACUUUGCACUCAAUUUACAUCAGUAACACAUUACCUCAUCCAAACUCAUUUAUCUGCCACAGAAAUUUGAUAACAAAAGCUACUGUCAGUGAUGAAUAAAGAUCAUUUCAAGUGGAGCAAGAGGAAACAAGAUGAAUUAUUGGUUUGGGGACCUUUUGUUUACUCAAGGAAAGAAAAAUACAGGAUUUUUUUUCUACCUAGGCAGCACAGAUCUCACAAAGCUGUAGCUCAAAUUCAGCAUCUCCUAUUCACCUACAGCUGACACUCCUUUCUGCAUACAAAAGUAACUCCAUGCAACCACAAAUGUCCCUCACAUUUGCUGCACAAAGGAACAUUUCUACAUUUUUGGACUGAUGGCACAGAAUUGAUGUUUCACAAGCUCAAGCAAACACUCACAACUACCCAAGGGUUGCUGUAGCCUCAAAGCAACUGAUAGCUCUCCAGCCCGCGAGAUACAGCACAUCCAGCACAGCACACUGCUUCCCAUCAAAGCAGCCAGCCUGGCUGGGAGCGCUCGUGGUGCUGUGAAACGCACCAUGGGAUUCUCUUGCACUGACAAUAGCACAAUAUCCAUCUUGCUUUGCUGGGAACUAGCGAGAGCUGCCAGCUCCUCUUGCAGCCCUGACGCUUUAAAAAGCUGCCAGAGCCUGCUAGCCUCCAUCGUGCACGGGUGCAAUGCUGGACAUCAGUUCUACACUGUGCACGGGACAAGCUGCAGUUGGGAAGCAGGUUUUGAGGAGCAGGUCAUUGGCAUAAAGCCCACAAGCCCUCCCCAGAGCUGAGUGAUGUCAGCUCGCUUUCCCUAUGACUCCACAAGGAAAGAGAGGAGGGGGGAGGCUUGUGUGCAUUCGUUUUGACCUUUCCAGCAAUGAAUGCUUCAUUUUUUUACAGUAUCCAAUAUUUUCCCAAAAGAAAUUCCUCACCUUGAAAUAGUUCUUCACAUUAAGGGAAAGUCAGAAGGGAAGAAACGGUUCUUAAGAGUUAUAAGUAAUCCACCAUUAAAUGUUAAAGGUUUUGGAUGGAAACCUUAUUUUUGGUCAGUUUGAAGCAGGAGCAGCCGGUGAACCUGCAGCCAGAAGUCUGCUCACUCUCCCUGCGCCAGUGACAGCACUUGUAGGGUCAUCUCCAAGUGAAUCUGUGCUGGCUUUUUUGGAAACGCGUGCUCCGCUGAAGGUUUUCCAAGUGCUACCAUGGAUUUUAUGUGGCAAAUAUCAUCUGGACAGGAACGGGAAAUCCAGUGCUUCCAAGAGGUUACUGGGGCUGGGUUAAUGUAUUCUUGUGCCUUGCUCAACCUCCAAACCUGGCAGCAACAUCCUACAGGGCAGGAGAUGACACCGAAGGCUGCAGCUACCUAAUAGGUUUCUUGAGCAUGGAUGUACCCCCUAGAGUAACACCCAUGCAGCCAUUUCAGGGCUCAGCAAUGGCACAUCUGGGGACCUUAAAUUAAAGGGUUACCCAGAGCAAAUAAACAGGAGUUUGCACUUUGGAACUAUUGACUGAGCUCCACCACCUGAACAAUUUGUUCCCAGGUUUGGGCAGUGGGAGGAAGAUGGCAAAAAUCCCCCUCAUACUCUCCUUUUGUCUUCUGGAAGCUUUCCUUGGUGCCGAAAGUACAGCCCGGCUUUCUUUUCCAAUUGCAGUCUUUAUCGAGAACAAAGAGGCGAACGCAGUUCUGAGCAGGACAAGGCGAGCCAAUUCAAACAGGCUGGAAGAGUUCAUUCCUGGGAACCUCGAGAGAGAAUGCAUAGAAGAAAAAUGCAGCUUUGAAGAAGCCCGAGAAGUGUUUGAGAACACAGAGAAAACGAUGGAAUUUUGGAAAAUAUACAUUGAUGGAGAUCAAUGCAACUCCAACCCAUGCAAAAACGGAGCCUCUUGCAAGGACGGAGUAAGCUCCUAUGAGUGCAUGUGCCCACCUGGGUACGGAGGCAGGAACUGCGAGAUAGACUCCACUUGUGCCUCGAAAAACGGGGGCUGCGAGCACUUCUGCAGGCACGACCCGCCGCACAAGGCUGUGUGCUCCUGCGCCAGCGGCUACAAGCUUCAUGAGGAUGGAAAGUCCUGUAAACCUGCAGUGCCAUAUCCCUGCGGGAGGAUCACGGCUCCCGAGAUGAGGGGAAAGGUCACCCGCACCGAAAACACCAUUGAGCGCUGGAACAUCACCGCCAACGACGAGGACGACGCUCACGACGAAGCGCUCGACAUCACCGAGCCGCCCCCCCCCACCGCCCCCGCCAAGAUUGUGCCGAUAACCAAGAACGACACCCGGGUGGUCGGGGGAUACGACAGCGUGAAGGGCCAGCUGCCCUGGCAGGUUCACCUGGUGGACAGCAGAGGUUUGGGCUUCUGCGGAGGGUCCAUUAUCAACGAGAAAUGGGUGGUGACAGCAGCGCACUGCCUGGAGCCAGGGGACAACGUCACGGCUGUGGCAGGUGAAUACAACACGAAGGAGGACGACCACACAGAGCAGCGGCGGCAGGUGGUUAAAAUCCUUCCUUACCCCACCUACAACCGCACCAGGAACAAGCACCACAACGACAUCGCCCUCCUGGAGCUGGACCAGCCGCUCACCUUCAACAGCUACGUCACCCCCAUCUGCAUCGGCAGCCGGGACUUCACCAACAACCUGCUGAGCAACGGGCCGGGCACGGUGAGCGGCUGGGGCAGCAUGCUGUACCGCGGCCGCUCCGCCAUCAUCCUGCAGGUGCUCACCGUGCCCUUCGUGGACCGGGUGACCUGCCUGAAGAGCACCUCCACCACCAUCCUGCAGAGCAUGUUCUGCGCCGGCUACACGGCUGGGGGGAAGGACACCUGCGGGGGGGACAGCGGCGGGCCCUACACCAACAGCAUUGGGGAAACCUGGUUUCUGACCGGGGUCACCAGCUGGGGCGAGGAGUGCGCCAAGCCGGGCAAGUACGGCAUCUACACCAAGGUUGCCAAGUACGUGAAGUGGAUCAAGGAAAGCACGAGGCUCACCUAACUGAGGCGACGUGAUGCUAGAUGGACUGGCUAGGGGGAGGCCGCAGAAACUGCCUCAGAAAUCACUGUUUUAAUAAUCAUUUCUGUAUGAACUAAUUUCUGCUCUUGGAAGAGAACCCAGUGUAAAUGUGGCAAUACGGAAAUAAAAAGCCAUUCUAAUUACCCGUGACUGCACUCCUGCAUGCACCAGCACGGGGUAUGUCCCCAAACCCCCACGUGCCCAUGGCUGCCCACCACAACCCCCUUCCCCACACCAGCACCAUGGGAGGGCAUGGUCCCCAUGCAGCGCCGAGGUGCCUCUCCCAUCUCACUGCCACCACAUCCAGCAAGAGGCCGAUGGGAUCCUCUGUCACCGCUCAUUUUAAAAUCAAAACGUGUGUGUGUGUGAAUG